This is a messenger RNA of Eruca vesicaria subsp. sativa (arugula), 1614 nucleotides long. The record is from the annotation of a GenBank genome assembly. Lineage: Eukaryota; Viridiplantae; Streptophyta; Magnoliopsida; Brassicales; Brassicaceae.
AUGCAAACGUCACAGAAACAUCACAGUGCAGCUGGACUGCACAUGUUGUAUCCUCAAGUCCACUGUUCACCUCAGUUCCAAGUCAUAGACAAGACGAAGAAGAAGAAUGCCUUCUCUGACAUCCCAUCUAAAGAAAGCUUCUUCACUCUCGAAUCCUCCACUGCUUCUGUUGGUCCUCUUCCUUCCUAUGAGUCUCCUUCCGUGAGCAUCACAUCUGGCCCUAGCCCGUCCUCUCACUCACAGUCCUGCAUCUCCUCUGAUCUCCAUCCUUCCCCUGAAAACGUGUAUGGAUCUCCUUUAAGCGGUGCGUCUUCUUAUGUCUAUGAUGAAGCUGGGUUCAAGAGCAAGAUCCGAGAACUUGAGGUCUCGCUGCUGAGCAGUGAUCCCAAAGUUGAAGAAUACUCAGGUUUCAGCCCCGUUGCUGGGAAGAGCUCAUGGAACUGGGAUGAUCUCUUGGCGUUAACUCCACAGUUGGACUUGAAAGAAGUACUCCUGGAGGCAGCUCAGGCGGUAGCUAAUGAGGACUUCGCUACAGCGUGUGGAUUCAUCGAUGUUUUGGAACAGAUGGUGUCUGUCUCAGGCACUCCGAUCCAACGGCUUGGUACUUACAUGGCAGAAGGGCUUAGGGCGAGGCUCCAAGGUACUGGUGGCAAUAUCUACAGAGCCUUGAAAUGCAAUGAACCAACGGGGAGGGAACUCAUGUCUUACAUGGGAGUUCUCUAUGAGAUCUGUCCUUACUGGAAAUUCGCGUAUACAGCUGCAAAUGCUGCCAUCUUGGAAGCAGUUGCUGGGGAGAAGAGAGUCCACAUUAUAGAUUUUCAGAUUGCUCAGGGAUCACAGUACUUGUUUCUCAUCCAGGAGCUUGCUAAACGCCCUGGUGGACCACCGUUGCUUCGUGUUACGGGCGUGGAUGAUUCACAGUCCAGGUUUGCUCGCGGUGGAGGGCUCAGCUUGAUUGGUGAGAAGCUUGCAGAUAUGGCGCGGUCAUGUGGCGUCCCGUUUCAGUUCCACGAUGCAGUCAUGUCAGGAUGCAAGGUGCACCGGGAGCAUCUCGGCGUGGAGCCUGGCUUUGCAGUCGUUGUGAACUUCCCUUACGUGUUGCACCACAUGCCUGACGAGAGUGUAAGCGUUGAGAAUCACAGAGACAGGCUGCUCCAUCUGAUCAAGAGCCUUGGACCGAAACUAGUGACUCUAGUUGAGCAAGAAUCCAACACUAACACCUCUCCUUUCCUGUCACGGUUUGUGGAGACUUUGGAUUACUACACAGCGAUGUUUGAGUCUAUAGACGCAGCGAGGCCAAGGGAUGAUAAGCAGAGGAUCAGCGCGGAGCAACACUGUGUGGCGAGAGACAUAGUGAACAUGAUAGCGUGCGAGGAGAUGGAGAGAGUUGAGAGACAUGAAGUGUUAGGGAAGUGGAGGGUUAGGAUGAUGAUGGCUGGGUUCAUGGGCUGGCCGGUUAGCUCAUCUGCAGCUUUUGCAGCGAGUGAGAUGCUUAAAGGUUAUGACAAAAACUACAAACUAGGAGAAAGUGAAGGAGCACUCUGUCUCUUCUGGAAGAGGAGACCUAUGGCUACAUGUUCCGCUUGGAAACCAAACCCAAACCAGAUUAUGUAA